AGAGAGAGAGAGAGAGAGGUGUUUUGUGUCAAGAGGAUUUCCAUUGAAAUGGAGUGCUUCAGUGUUUUCGUUCAGUUGAUGUUGGUAAGCGUUGCCUCUGCCGGGAUAGAUGGAAUACAUUGGACAUAUACAGAAGGGGCCCUGGACCAAGUGCACUGGGCGGAGAACUAUCCUGCGUGUGGCGGCCGGAAACAGUCCCCCAUUGACAUCCAGAGGCAGAGCGUGCGCCACAACCCCCACAUGAUACAGCUGGAGCUCACCGGAUAUGAUGCUCAGAAGGGUAACUUCCUCAUGAAAAACAACGGACACUCAGUUGAAAUCGUCCUCCCUCCCAGCAUGGUGAUCACCAAGGGUCUCCCCGGGCACUACACGGCCGUCCAGAUGCACCUCCACUGGGGUGGCUGGGACCUGGAGGAGAGCGGGGCAGAGCACACUCUGGAUGGCAUCAGAUACAUGGCAGAGCUCCACGUUGUCCAUUAUAACUCUGAUAAGUACAAGAGCUUUCAAGAGGCCAGCGACAAGCCCGACGGACUGGCAGUUCUAGCCUUCUUCUUCGAGGACGGACAUUUUGAGAACACCUACUACAGCGAUUUCAUCAACAACCUGGAAAAAGUCAAGUACACGGGCCAGUCCAUGAACAUAUCCACCCUUGAUGUGCGCUCCAUGCUUCCUGAGAACUUGAACCAUUUCUUCAGGUACCAGGGCUCUCUCACCACCCCUCCCUGUUACGAGAGCAUCCUGUGGACCGUGUUUGACACACCCAUCACCCUCUCUCACAACCAGAUCAGGAAGUUGGAAAGCACUCUGAUGGACAUGGACAAUAGGACCCUGUGGAAUGAUUACCGCAUGGCCCAACCUCUCAACGACCGCGUGGUCGAGUCCUCCUUCCUGCCUGGCCUGAGGAAAGGCACUUUCUGUCGCCAUGAUGAAAUAGAAUCAAAGCUCCUGAAGAUUGAGGGUCUGAUAACUUCACUUGGAAAACACAUACGUUCAAGUGCAAUUGGGGAUGCAAGGCCUUCCGAACAUGAGCCCCGAGUGAUGUCUCCCCUGGUGCUCCACUUCCCAGAGAGCAACACCGAGAGCUAUGCCCGGGCCCACCUGGCUCACUCCAUGGACCUGCACUCCCUCACCGCCUGCAUGCACCUGAAGACGCGCCCUGGAGAGAUACACACUGUCCUGUCAUACUCCAGCCAGGGCAACGACAACGAACUGAUGAUCACCGUGGGAUAUGAGGUGGGUCUGUGGAUCGGCAACGAGUUUGUCAACCUGCCCCACAACUUCCACUCCCGUGACUGGGUCAACUACUGUGUCACCUGGUCGUCCCACUCCGGGGGCGCUGAGCUGUGGAUCAACGGAGUGGUGGGGGAGGAGCAGUACCUCCGGAGGAGAUACACAGUCAGCCCAGCAGGGGUCUUCAUCCUGGGGAAGGACCAGGACGGCUUCCUAGGGAUCUCUGACACGGACGCCUUCGUGGGUCAGAUGACGGAUGUCAACGUGUGGGACUACGUUUUGAACUCGGCUGAGAUCCGGGAACAGGUGUCUUGUGAGGACACCGCCUCUCCCAGGGGGAACGUGUUUAGCUGGGGGGUCACACCUCUGAGUCUCUAUGGAGGGGUGCAGCUGGAGACAGACUACAGGUGUCACUGAGGGGAGGGGUGCAGCUGGAGACAGACUACAGGGGUACUGGGUGGUGUUAAGUUGGGCACAACGUAGCAAAACGCAUUGAAACGGGGAAUAAAAUAUAAAUGAUGUCUUGUCAAUAUAUCAAAUCUAUCCUUUACUGCUAACUAUUGAGUAUGAAGGAUAUCUCAUCUAUUUGAGACAUGGGUAACGGGCUCAGUAUAACAAUGUUUAUUGUAUAAGGGAAGGGAAUCGCAGCAGAUCUCUGAAUGUCCGUGUGGGCUCAGAGCAUCAGCAAUCCAUCGUAUUCGUAUCUUUUGUUUUCGAAAUAAAGUUCUAUAUUAAGCA
Oncorhynchus gorbuscha (pink salmon) is the source of this 1968-nucleotide messenger RNA. RefSeq names its product carbonic anhydrase 6-like. Gene Ontology annotation, molecular function: carbonate dehydratase activity; zinc ion binding. The transcript is spliced from 11 exons. The coding region runs from base 49 to 1647 and encodes 532 amino acids. The record is from RefSeq and is a predicted model, not a curated record. Lineage: Eukaryota; Metazoa; Chordata; Actinopteri; Salmoniformes; Salmonidae.